This is a messenger RNA of Rhinichthys klamathensis goyatoka, 8345 nucleotides long. It is a transcript of the gene dido1, whose product is annotated as death inducer-obliterator 1. Lineage: Eukaryota; Metazoa; Chordata; Actinopteri; Cypriniformes; Leuciscidae. Gene Ontology annotation, cellular component: nucleus. Gene Ontology annotation, biological process: apoptotic signaling pathway; DNA-templated transcription. The record is from RefSeq and is a predicted model, not a curated record. The transcript is spliced from 17 exons. The coding region runs from base 201 to 7832 and encodes 2543 amino acids.
UUCGUCUCACGCUAUCUGGACCGGAGCACUACAGGCAAAAAUUCGCCGCCAUCAUCAACAAGAAAAGAAAAUGGAGGUCACACCGUUGCAUUGACCGUACGCCAAACGACGUUAAUGCUAACAAAUCAGUAUCUUAAAUAGAAGAGUUCCAGUCAUCAUAGCAAACAGAUAUUCUGUUUGAAAAAUAGUGUCUCUCUGCUAUGGAGGAGAGUGUGAGCCCUGAGCUGGCUCAAGCCCAUGAGCCUGAGCCCAGCCAGGAUCCUGUGGAUACCAGUUCACAAGAACCAACAUCGGUCUCAGACGAAGUCAAAGAUCAAAAAGACCAAGGUGAUGUUAGUGAAGACAAAGUAGAGGACCCUGACAAAUCCACAAAGCCCUUACGCGAGUUUAAGAAGACUUGGGGCUUUCGUCGGACUACCAUUGCUAAGAGGGAAAUCCCUGGAGAAAUGGCAGCGGAGACUCCAGAGGGCAAGGGCGCCCCAGUGCGUCGUAGCGGCAGGCAGGCAAAGCGCACGGACAAACUGGAAGAGUUUCUGGUCACUGUGAAGCGAGGAAGAGGAACGGGCAGGAGAAGUUGUCCCUCACGACUUGAGGGAGGGGAUCCUCCAUCCCAGACCCCAACCGAUGCUGAAACUGCUUCCGAGGCCAGCUUUGACGGAAAUGCCGAAGCCAAAUUAGAGGAACAGAAAGUGGCCUCACCAGAGAAAAGGGGCCGGGGAAGGGCGAGGAGGGCAGUGACACCUAAAGCAGGCGGAGACUCAGUGAGUGAUGAUGGCAGCUCUGAAAACGAAGAUGAGGCUGAAAAUGAAGUAAUGAAAGAGACUGAAGAACACGUUGAGACUGAGGCCAGUGCUGAAGAUGGGAAGGAUGUGGAAGCAAAAAAGGAACAAGCGAUGGAUGUGGAGAUGAAAGAAGAGGAAGAUGUGGAGGAUGGUAAUAAGAGCAAAGAGAAGUCCUCAAAUGAGUCCAUAAAUAGACGUCCUACCAGAGCAGUCAGUAAAGAUUCUAAAAGAGACACUAAACCCAAAGUAGGAGUGAAGCUCCGCAAAGAGAAGAAAGAGAAUGAGGAGGACGAUGACGAUGACGACGAUGAUGAUGAGUCGUCGUCCAGUGAUUGCGACAGUGAUGGUUAUGACCCUAAUGCACUUUACUGCAUCUGCAGGCAGAAACACAACAAAAGGUUUAUGAUCUGCUGCGAUCGCUGCGAGGAGUGGUUUCAUGGCGACUGCGUUGGCAUCUCUGAGGCACGUGGCCGACUGAUGGAGAGAAAUGGAGAGGACUAUGUCUGUCCAAACUGCUACACACAGAAGGGGCAGAUUUCCAAGGCCGGCUCCUCCACAGCAGCUGCAGAGAAUGGCAAACGGCCAGUAGCUGGCCUUCGUAAAACUGAGACCGGUCUCACUACAGCAUCUAGCACUUCUGCAGCCACCACAGAGGACAAAACUUCUGAUGACCUGGGUAUCAAGGGCAGGAUCGAGAAGGCUACCAAUCCUAGUGGGAAAAAGAAAAUAAAGAUUUUCCAGCCGCAGGUGACUGCAGUUCAGGAAUCUUCCCUCCCAAAAUGCAUCGGCCCUGGCUGUGAGAGAGAUGCCCUCCCUGACUCUGUCUACUGUGGGAACGACUGCAUACUCAGACAUGCUGCUGCCGCCAUGAAGAUCAUCACCACGGAUGGAAAAGACUCCAAACAGAAGGAGAGGGGCAAACCCAAAACGCAGAAAAAGACCACAAAUAAAUCACCACAGAAGAGGAGUUCUGGACCAGAAAGGAGGUCCUCUAACCAAGGUGAGGAGGAGGAGUCAGAAUCUGGGACUGAGGAAGAGGAUGAUGAUGAAGACAAGCAUGCAGAGGAGCAUCCGCCGCCUCCGGCCAUGUCAUCCUGGUCCAGUGACCAUAAUUACAUUGCAGUAACGCCAGAAAAGACUACACCCAUAUCAGCAUCUGUGUUAAACAAAGCGUCAGCUCCCCAAAAAGACAAAGAAAAGGAAGGCAAUGAAGAGGUCAAACCAGAGAAGGAGACUGCAUCCGCUGACAAGAAACCCCCUGCUACAAAUAUUGCUCCCAAAGGUGGGAAGAAGUCUCCUGGCUCCAAGGGGACAAAGGCUGCUGCUGCCACCUCUCCUCUUCCCAAAGGCAAAACAAAUGCAGCUCCUUUGAGCAGUGGCAGAGAGUUAAGAAAACAGCCCAUACCGCAGGGCAAAUUGAAGAAGCCGGGACCUCCCCCACCACCAAUUCCGGUUUUAUCUCCUUCAGGCCCCCCUGGAUCUCGCCACCAUGCCUCUGGGGCUCUUCGUGUUGGCAAAAGCACCUUUACUAUCCCCAAAAAACAGCCACAGGCAGGGCCAAAGGAGUCUGCAGAGCCUAGUCCCUCUCCUACCACUAGAACCCCACCUUCCCCAGUAUCAUCCACCCAACACCCAUUGCCUAAACCAACCCAGCCUGCUGCCACUUCUGGCCCUCCACAGCCACCGCCCAACAACCAGAUGAGAUCCAACAUCAGACGAUCACUGACUGAUAUCCUGUAUAAAAGAGUCAGUGACAGUGAUGAUCUCUCCAUGUCUGAGAGUGAAGUGGGAAAGUUGGCCGUCAGCAUUGAGAAGGAGAUGUUUAACCUUUAUUUGAACACUGAUAACAAGUACAAGAACAAGUACAGGUCCCUUAUGUUCAACCUGAAGGACCCCAAAAACAAGGGCCUGUUCUAUCGUGUGAUUGAUGGCGAGAUCAGUCCUUUUAGGCUGGUGAGACUGAGUCCAGAAGAACUUCUUUCCAAGGAGAUGUCAGACUGGAGAAAAUCUGAAAUCUCUGAGAGUCUGGAGUUAAGUGGGAGAUCCCAGCCCAAAAGUGGAUCUAGACAGGAGGGUGCUCCCCCAGAUGUAGACAUGGAGGAAGCUCCUCCUCCUAUGUCUGAUGGAGAUGUAUGUAUGCCUGCCACUUCCCAAUCUCCCUACUUGGCUUCUGCUGCUGACUCCCAAGAGGACACACGGCCUACUUCUGCACAGCAAGCACCAGUCUCUGCUGGUAAAGGCAGCUCAAUGCCAGAUAUCUUCAGUAUUAUGCUAAAAGACACUACAGCAGAGCAUAGGGGUCAUCUCUUUGACCUGAACUGCAAGAUCUGUACAGGCCAAAAGUCUGCAGAUGAUGAACCACCAUCUAAAAAAAACAAAAUGUCUGCACCUAAAAAGCCAGAGCCGUCUUUUAAGUCUAAACCAGAGCCACGACCAUCCAAAUCCCCCGCUGAUCUCCCUCACGUUUCCUCUCUCUCUGGUGUUGAAAUGCCUUUGCCUGAUUCUACAUCUGUGAUGGAGGAUUCAAGCGGUGUAUUUCCUGUGGUUCAGCCCCCAGUCACUGCUGCUGUACCAGCAGUCUCUUCCGUUACAAUAACUCGAAGGGAUCCUCGUACUGCUGGUCACCGGUCAUCUGUGCCUCACAUAGUCCCUGAUAUUCCUGCUAUGCCAGCAAAUAUUCCUAUCUCUGUUGAACCUGCGGUUGUAGAAGCAAAAGGUCCUUUGCCUAUGCCCCCUCCUGCCCCAGCAUCUCUAGCCAGACCUGUGAUGCCAAAACCAGCCUCUUCACAAGAUCUGCGCAAUUAUGGCUCAAGUACUACCAGUGUGUCAGAGCCCACUCCUGAGGGUGAAACCGCUUUGUUCUUGUCUGGACAAGAGAUGAUGUGGAAAGGAUUCAUAAACAUGCACGCUGUUGCCAAGUUUGUCACAAAAGCCUAUAUGGUGUCAGGAUCAUUUGAGCAUAUUAAGGAGGACUUGCCUGACACCAUUCAUAUUGGCGGUAGAAUAUCACCACACACUGUUUGGGAUUAUGUGGGAAAGUUGAAGACUUCGCUGUCAAAAGAACUGAGUCUCAUUCGUUUCCAUCCAGCGACUGAAGAGGAGGAGGUGGCGUAUGUUUCUCUGUUUUCUUAUUUCAGUAGCCGUAAGCGGUUUGGAGUAGUGGCAAACAGCAACAAACGCAUUAAAGACCUUUACCUCAUCCCUCUGAGCUCAAAAGACCCACUUCCUGCAAAGCUUCUGCCAUUUGAUGGACCAGGUCUGGAACCAGCUCGUCCCAAUCUCCUUCUGGGGUUGUUGAUUUGCCAGAAGGACAAGAAGCGUCCUGGGGCCCCUCUAGAGAAUGAGGAGAAACGUUCUAAAACUCUAAGAGAUGAUGAGACAGGCCUUCCAAAACCAUCCAUUAUUGCUAAAUCUGAAAUAAAACAGGACAAAGUUCUUCGAUCUAGUCUGGAUGCCAUAAGCACAACUCCCCCAGGCACCCCUCCACCCUUCAGUGCCCCUGAGUCUUUAAGUUCUAUAUCUUCUGUGUUUUCCAUGCUCUCCUCUGUGAAAGCACCUGGUGUCAGCACUAGCACAGGCAGUAAUUCUCCAUCCUCCAGUGUCUCAGCACCAUCUACAGCCACUCCACUUCAGACUAUCCUGAAAACACUUUUUGGUAAGAAGAAGCAAGAUUCUGAUGUCUCGUUAUCACCUUCAGAUCAAAGUGCUGUAGAUGUCUCUGUGCCCAUGCUGGAUCCAAUUGUACAGCAGUUUUCUGUAACCAAGGGUAGAGAAGUAGAAGUACAGGACGAUAGACCAUAUGAUCCUGAAGAAGAAUAUGACCCAGGUGUUGGCUAUGGUACUGAAAAUACCCAUAAUACAACAAAAGUAUCUGCUGUCAUUAAGCAAACAGAGGUCACCUCUAUGAUAGAUGAUGUCGCUUAUGACCCUGAGGAUGACUCUCUUUUUAAUGAUGCUGGGGUUGAUCCAGGUGCUAAAAAAUUAACUGAGCAUCAAAAAGUGCUUGAAGACAAACAAAUUGAGGAACAGAAGCACGAGGAUGCAGCUCAUCAGCAAAAACCAGAGACUUUGAUUUCUCAGCCUGUUACAUCUCUGUUAGCUAACAGUCAAUUGCUGCAGCUCGGUAAAAAGGUUGAAGAGUUGGUGGCAAAGAGUUCAGCUGCUCCAGUUAUUAACCAGAGAAGAGACCCAAGGCAGAGUAGAGACCCUAGACAGGCAGCUGCAAAUAGAAGACAGACUUCUGAUUCCACAGAGACAGAGGAGGAAUUUCCUGUUACUACAAAUAAAACAUUUCCACAAGAAGCUACAGUGAUAGAGACAUCACUAACACAAACUUGCUCAGCCGCAGAUACACAAACUGCACAGCUGGACUCUACUGAAGAUACAUCAGUAGAGGAUGCAACCGCAGAUAUUCCCCUUUUGCAAGUUACUGCCACCUUGGAUUCAGUGCAACCUGCCAUCCUGCACCCAGAAGCAUCUAAGUCUGAGGAAGAAGGUGAGGUGGAGGAAGCAAGCAAGAGUGAAGUGGUGCCUUUUCUUGAUAUAGAGAGCACAGAAGUUUCUAUUCCGUUACUAGGAGAAAAGAUUGACCCAGAGUUAGUGGAAAGCUACAUGGAAAACGAACCUGAAGAGGAACACAAAACGAAGGAUGAUCCUAUUGAAUCUGAGAUUAAAAGUUUUGAGGAGGUUUGGCCUAAUUCUGCCAGUAUUUUGAAACCUGAUUCAUCCAUUGGACAGUCUAUUUUAAAAGCUGACCCAGUUUCAUCCAUUGGGCAGCCUAUUGAGACCACUGCAACCACAUAUUAUAACAUUUCAACAAUCAGUACUUUAUCUACAUCUGUACACUCAGGAGUGCCACAUGAUGUCAUCCAAGACAACUCAUCUUAUAUGGAUUCUCACAGUUCCCAUAUACAGCAUAUACCAACAACAAACCCUGCUAACAUUCCACCUCCAAUGUCUUUUCCUCCUCCAAUUGGGCCUCCACCUAUUCUUGGUCCACCUCCAAUGCAAGGCCCACCACCAAUGACUGUUCCACCACCCAUGCAUCUCCCUCCGCCAAUGCAGAUUCCCUCAAUGCAAGGUCCACCUCCUCCCCGUGGGGAUAAUGAUCAUUCUCAAUAUCCACUACCUGCAUCAUAUCCACCUUUCCAGAAUCAGUGGGGUAGCAGUUCUCAGUUUGAUGCUGCUCCAAGAGGUCCACCACCUCCAAAUUUUACCCCACGAGGACCACCUCCAUUCCAACCAAUUGGUCAGAGAGGUCCUCCUCCUCAGAUCUUUGAUAAUUCUAUGAAUUCAAUGCCUCCUCAGCAUAUUGGACCAAGAGGCCCACAUCCAGGGCCUCCACUACCCGGGCCACCCCCUCCCAGCUUUGAUGGACAAAGGUUUAAUGGGCCUCCACCCCCCUUUAGCUUCUCUGCACCUAGGGGCCCACCUCCACCAUUCCCCAGUCCCCCUCCAAAUCCUUUUGUUAAUAGAGCUCCAACACCAUCCCACUUCCCAGGGCCAAGAGGCCCACCUCCGCUUCAUAAUAUUGGGGAUCAUGGCCCUCCAUCUAACAUGUCAAGAGGACCUGGUGAUCAUUUUGAAGAUGGUGGGAACUCUUAUCAUCAGGGAAUAGAGAAGCCCCAGAUACCCUCACACGGGCCUCCUUUUAGGGGACCACCACCAAACCACUUUGAUGGACGAAGAGGUGCUCCUACAGGUGAAAUGUCAGGACAGCGAUUUCCACCUCAAAACCAAUUCCGUGGUUCACCUCAACACAGGGGAUCAUUUGAGGAACCACGGGGAACUUCAUCUCAAGACUUUGAAAGGCACCGGGGACCAUCAGUUCAACAGUUUGGUGGCCCGAGAGGUCCACCAGUAGGACAUUAUGAUAAGGAAGCUGUUGGCCCGCCAGCACGAUUUAACUACAAUGAUGAUAGCCCAAGUGAUGUUAGAGAUGUUAGACCUGUUCGUGGACCUCUGCUUCCAACACCACCUGAAGGUCCCAUCCCAAUACAGGGUCGUAUAGGUGGACACAGCCCAGACACCCACCGCGAUGACCACUGGAGACGUCACUCACCUGAAAUGAGGAGGCGAAGCAGUUCCAGCAGAGACAUUGCAGAGCCACAUAACCGUCCAAGUAGAUUUGAUGGUGGUUCGCGUGACAGAGAUGCCCCCUCAAGAAUGUCUGAAGAGAGGCAACGUGACUUGUCUGAGGAUAGGAGGAGAGACAGAGACAGAGAAGGUGGACAUGGUGGAAGAUCAUGGGGCUGGAACAGGGAACAUGAGCAUGAACGGGGCAGAGAAAGGGAUCGUGAAAGAGACCGGAGCAGGGAAAGAGAAAGGGAGCGGGGUCGCAGCAGGGAAAGGGAAGGAGAACACAGUAGGGAGAGGGAUCGCAGAGAGUCUGACCGAUACGGAGAUGGAGACAAGAGGAGAGACCGGGAUCGAGACCGUGGCAGGGAGAGAGAUCAAGACCGAAAAGACCAUGACCGAGAUAGGGAGAGAGAUCAAGAUCGAAAAGACCAUGACCGAGACAGGGACAGAGAUCAAGACCGAAAAGACCAUGACCGAGACAGGGAGAGAGAUCAAGACCGAAAAGACCAUGACCGAGACAGGGAGAGAGAUCAAGACCGAAAAGACCAUGACCGAGACAGGGAGAGAGAUCAAGACCGAAAAGACCAUGACCGAGACAGGGAGAGAGAUCAAGACCGAAAAGACCAUGAUCGAGACAGGGAGAGAGAUCAAGACCGAAAAGACCAUGAUCGAGACAGGGAGAGAGAUCAAGACCGAAAAGACCAUGACCGAGACCGAGCAAAGAACAGAGACAGAGAUAGAGACCGUGACAGAGAUAGAGACAGGAGAAGAGAACGCUCAAGGAGUCGGGAUCGAGAACGUGGAAAAGACCGUGAGAGAAGAGAUCGGGACAGAGAACGGGACAAAGACAGAGGCAAGGAGAAAGACAGAGACAGACGGGACAGAAGCAGGAGCAGAGAAAAGAAAGAGGAAAGAAAAGAAAGGUCUGACAACUCAAGGGCAAAGUCUACAGAAUCUGAAAACCCAUCAUGAAUGUUAUUCAUCUUGACUGUAGACUGACACAUUUUUUGUUUCUUUCUAAAUUUGCAUGGGUUUGAACGUUGCGUUUGAAAGUCCCUUUUGUACUUUCCUUGCUGAAUAUUUUAUGCUUUUUACUCACAAGUCCUUGUUGUUGAUAACAUCUUCAGGUGUACUUCUUAUGUGGUGAUAAUUUUGUCAGCACAACAUACUCGCCCUGUACUGCUAUUUUAAUGAAAACUAUGGAAAACUUCACAGAUCUUCAGAUAAAAAAAAAAAAACAAGACAUGUAAAUAUGUAUGUUUGUGUAUAUACAGGUAUGUUUUUAACUACUUUUUUUUCUAAAUAGAGAAGUCAUAAGCCAUAUAGCUUUAAAAUUGUUUAAAGGAAAUGUCUUCAAAAGGUCUUUAUAUGGUAAAAGCUUAACCACCGUUUCAUGAAUAUGUCUGAAGGCUAUUGUUAUUGAUUGACCUGAAGGCACUCCAAAUGUUCAUUUCAUUUGUUCAAUAAAUUCUGUGAUUGUAAAAC